CAGCCAAAACCCAGACCCAGACCCAGGAAGAGCCAGUGAGACACGCCGCUCGGCUCGGGAUGUUUUCCUCCGGACCUCCGGGUGUGAACUCACCCUUGUAUGCUUCCCCCGAAGAGGCUUGGUGGACUAAAAUCAAGGAGCAGUAAAUGGAAAUAAAAUGAGUUCUCAAGAAGUUUUUGGUAAAGGAGUUCAGGGAAGGAUAGCAGGCAAGAAUAUACCUGUAGAAUCAGAGACCAGAACUCAGCAACUGCCAAAAGGGAAAAAACAAAAAAACAAAGGCAGGUAUCGUAAGAAAAAAUUGUUGCUCACAAGGAAAAAAGGAACAGCACACAAAAGAUACUCCCAAAAUAUUUUUGAGGCAGUUUCCAGAGGAAUCCAAAGUGAUAGUGAGAUUAAGGGAGCAUCCCAGUCAGAAGAUGAAGCUCACAUAUUAGGCAAGAAACUCCCCCGUACAGAUGGCUUACCAGACAAAGAUUCUGACUCCAGCAGCGAUGGGAGUGAGAAAAGCAGAGAAACAAAAUCUGAAAACUAUAAUUCAGAAGUAAAAGUUCCUGGCAGUGAAGAAAGUGAAAAUAGUCUGUCAGAACUGCAGAAAAAAUUAGACACUAUGGAAACUUCACCACAAAGUGGAGACCAAAAAAACAAAUUACUGGAAAUGAUGUCUCGAGAAUUCAAUUCUGGAAGCAUACAGGAGGGAUCUGUCUCUCUUGAUCCUAAAAAAUCUGCACGAACUCCAAGGCUGACAAGGAAGCGAAAGAGUGAAGUGAUAGAUGCACCAGAAAAGACUCCAGAGAUUUUAGCUAGCCAGCAAAGUCCCAUAGCUACAGUAAGUUCUAUUUUCCAUAAUCCUAUAACAAGUGCCUUGAAAAAAAUUAGGAAAGAACCCCUGGAGAAUGUUCCCUUACCUACUUCCCCUGUAACACCUGGAAGAACUAGAAGAAGCACACAAGAGAGAAAAUCUGGCAGUGAGAAGGAUCCUAGUGAGGAGGUGACUGGCAUUUCAGAGCCCCCAGAGGUGGUAGAAUCUAAAACAGAAGAAGUGCCUCUCCUUGAAAAAACUACUCCUGAUACACGUGGUAGGAAACGGGCCAAGGUGAGAGGCCGAUCCCUGGUUGAUGAGGAAGAAGGAAAUGACUCUGACAAUGAAUCUCCUGUUAUCCCCGUCAGAGGACGAGGCAAGACACAAUCCAGUUCUGAAGAAGAUUGUCAUGCCACAUGCUCAGACUCUCCAAGCUCAGUGAAGAGUCGCUCUAGAAUUAUGAAAGGAUCUGUUGAAGUUGAGACAGCAAGUACAGGUGGGCAGAUUAAGGGAAAGAAUAAAGUACCUUUUAAAGAUGAGCCAAACAGUGACUUUAAAUGUAGAGGAAAGCAAAAACCUGAAGGGGAUAAGGCUGAAGACCCACAAAGUCUUUCAUUUGCUUCUAAUAAAAGUCGGAGGAUAGCAAAACCUAGUGAUGAGAGUAUAAACCCUGUCGGUAUGAGUACUUCCUCUGUGGGCACAAUGUCUACAAGAUCAAGAGUAAAAACUGAACCUGAGAAAGAAGCAAGUGUGGAAACAGAAUCAGCUACUCAGGCAAGACGAAGUACCACCCCUGUGAGAGGUGAAUCAACUCCACAAUCUGAAUUAAAACGAUCUCAGCGGAUUUUGUUGUCUCGUGAAAGUAGUUCAGAUUCUUCUCUCUCCUGCAAGAAAGGAACACUGAAGCCAAUGGCAGAGAUAAUAAAGAAACCAGAUACUCCUACUCCUCCAGCCAAACCUCCACCUACCCGACCAAAGAAAGAUGACGAAUCAUUAUGGACCAAGACGGGCAAGAAAAAAAAGAAACAUUUCAAGGGAUUGAGUUACUCAUUUAAUACAAGAAAAAAGAAAGGUAAAGGCAAGGGUGGACAUGGAAGACAGGGCUUAGAUACAUCACAAGAAACAGACUCUGUUGUGUCUGAGGAAAUAGACAUGGAGUCAGUUGAUUCUUCCUCACAAGAUGUUCCAUCAGAGCAACUUUCCAAUCAGGAUCAAGAUGGAAUUGAAGAUCGACUUUCUGAAGGAGAAGGAGAAGGAGAUAAUGAUGUUGAAAUGGAUAAUGUUGAAGGUGCAAAUAUUACUGGAGAUGACACCAGCAUGAAAGAGUGCUCCAUUGAGAAAGUUUUAACAGAUUCAUCAGAUGUUGAGGAAAAUUCCAAAUCUCUGGAAACUGUGCAAACAGAAAUUGCUGAAAAAGAAGAGAAAUUAGAUGAAGCAUGUGAAGAUUCUGUCAAAACUGUAAAAAGUGAAUUGCCUGAAGUCAGAAAAGAGAAUACUGACAUGAGUAACAAAGAAACUAAAAGCACACAAAUUUGUAACAUUCAGGGAAGUACAGCCUCCAAGAUUAGUGCUGUUGUCAAGUAUGAUCCUCCCCCUGCACCUAGUGAUAUUAAGGCUGAACACAGUGAUCCUUUGGAAGAAGUUAAAAGUAACUCGGUAAAACCUGAGCUCUGUGAAGAUGUAUCCAAAGGAAAAAGUCCUAGAGAGGUGGAGGGGGCAGGUAAAUUAGAUUCUGAUAAAUUGGUUCAGACAGAGUGCCAAGGAAAAGGAAUGAGAAUAAAGAAAGUUCCCCCAGGUUUGUCAGUCUUCAGUUCACCUAGUCAUGUUUCACAUGUGACCGUUCAAAAGAUGAUUGCUGAAAAAGAACAUUCCACAUUGCCACCAAAGGUACUUAGUUCACCUGAAGUAAGUUGCUCUGUCUCUGAGUCUGCCUUCUCCCCAGGAGCAGAAGUUGAGGUUCAUGUGCCUGAAAAGAGCAGUGAUGAGACACUAAGAGAAGUACCUGCUCCAUCAUCAGCCAGGAAAUCCGUAAACAAUAUUACAGGAUUUUCAGAUCUACCUAGCAGCAAACCUGAUUCUUCCCCACAAACACAGCCAAUGAGCAAAAAGCUGCAUGUUACGAAAAUGACUGAGAGUGAUUGCAAGAAUGAACUAGCAAGCCAAACUAGCAAAGAACCCUUGGGCAUUCAGGAUGAAACCUUGAGACCACUGGGGAGGAGACGCCAGAGUAUAAGUAAGAAGAAAUUUGAAGAUCUUGCCCCAGAAGGUCAUAACUCGGACUCUAGUGACUCAAUGAGUGAACCUCGUUUGCCUGGUGAGGGAGUCAGGAAGAGCAAAAGGUUGAGUCGACAUAGUUCUCCACAUGGCCUCUCUUUUGCUGCACCCGAGUCACCAGAGGGACCAGGCAAAGGACAGUCUAAACCCAUUGGCAGCCAGUCAGCUAAUGUUACUCCGGCCUCACCAGGGGAACACCUUUGCUAUAGUAUCCUGUCUCCACCUGUGAACUUGACCCAGAGCUGUCAACAGCAAGGGAAUGUGAAAUCUGCAGCACCAACACUGACCAAUGCACUGUGCAAGUGUCGCAUGAAGUACAAUCCGUUGGCCAUCGUUACCACAGGAGAGGUGUACUGUCAGGCCAUAGAUUCUUUUGAUGGACGCAUGAUUGGAUGCUGCAAUAUUGUCACAAAUAACAGGCUUCUUCGUGUGAGCGGAAAGAUACCCUUCAUGCUCCUGUGUGACAACCAUCGGCGAAGGCUGCGUCAACACAACUGCUGCCCUUGUUGUGGUCUCUUCUGUACUCAGGGCGUGUUCUAUGAGUGUUCGUGGGACAAAGGUGGAUUGAGGCAUUACUACCAUAAACUUUGUUGUCUUGUAUUAAAUGGGACAACACUGUGUCCUCAUUGUGGGUCUUCUGACUCACCUCAAGAAGUUCAGUUGGAGUUGAUGCUUACUAGAAAGCCUGUUGUGUAUUUGCAGCAGCACCAAGAAAGAAAAGAAUUGUCUGCACGCAUAACAUGGUCGAAGAAAGAGGCUCCUGAAGAUAGUGCUGACGCAGACAUUGCAACAGGGAAUGAACCAUCUCUAGAGCUAAGAAAUGGUAGAAUUAUUUCUGCUGUGAAACUACCAUUUGGAUGUGGCCGAGAGAAGCUACAGGAAGCUAUUCGUUGCAUUACUGAAGGGAAAUCUGUCAUAAAACCUACAAGUAAAGGGAUGUACUUGGCAUGCAAACAAAACGACAUUGAAAAGCUGCUGCAUGCUCUAGUAAGUGGCUUAAGUCCAAAUGUCAAGGUGAAAGAAUGUGGAAGCCAGACAGGACUGCAUGUGGCUGCAGCGUAUGGAAGUGUUGCUGCCCUCCACAUAUUAGUCAUGGGUGGAGCUACCAUAGACAUGACAGACAACCAGCUCAUGACUCCUCUAAUGAUAGCCAUCACCAAAGAACAAAAUGAAGUUGUCCAUUACCUGGUACAAGCUGGAGCAUCACUCAUGGCCAAAGUUGGUAUACAGAAGGGCCUUAAACAGUUGUCGGAGCUGUCACUGUCACACUGCUCGUCGUAUGAUGAAUCCGAUUCUGAGACUCAAGAUGGCAUGACAUGCCUUCACCUUGCUGCUAAGUGUGGUAACCUGACUGCCUGCCAACACAUUUUGGACUCAGGUCGACUUACCCGGCAUGCUGUCAAUAUGCAGGAUGAGGGAGGAUGGACUCCACUUGUUUGGGCCUCUGAAAAUAAAUUUGCCCAUGUUGUCAAGUUUCUGCUGGACCGAGGAGGCAAUCCCCAGCUCUGUGAUGUAGAGCAAAACACAGCAUUGCACUGGGCAGCUUUUUCUGGCUCUACACACAUCUGCUCCAUGGUCUUGGAUAGAGGUUGUUCUUUGCGCUCAAUGAAUGCACAUGGAGACACGCCUCUGCACAUAGCAGCACGGCAGAACCACACUGAUGCUGUAAUCCUGCUAUUGACCCGAGGUGCCCAGCUGGAUGUGCUCAAUACCAAGAGCCAAACACCUAUAGACUGUGCCUUACCUGAUACGGACGUGUACCUCCAACUGACCUUGAACAGCAAAGUGCUAGAAAUUAUGAAGCAAAAUAAUAUUAGAACAGAAAAAAUACUGAGCAGUGACAUUGCUGGAGGGAAGGAGGAAGUUCCAAUCCCAUGUGUGAAUGGUGCUGAUGAAGAUGAACUCCCCAAGGAUUAUCUAUACAUUGCUGAAAAUUGUGAGGCAUCUAACGUAACUAUUGACCGCACCAUCACAUCCCUCAAGUGGUGUGAGUGUGAGGACGGGUGUAAUGCUGAACACUGUGGAUGCGGUCAACUCAACUUCCAGUGCUGGUUUGACCCAGAUGGCCGCUUGUUGCCAGAGUUUAACUAUGCAGACCCUCCUAUGAUUUUUGAGUGCAACAGAGCAUGUCGAUGCAACAAGCUGUCUUGCAACAACAGGGUGGUGCAGCAUGGUAUUUCUGCUCACAUGCAGCUGUUUAAAACAGUUGGAAAGGGGUGGGGUGUACGUGCCCUCAAGACCAUUCAAAAGGGUUCUUAUGUCUGUGAAUAUGUAGGAGAGAUUAUUACUGAUUUGGAAGCUGAUCAAAGACACGACGACUCCUACUUGUUUGAUCUUGACAACAGGGAUAGUGAAACUUUCUGUAUUGAUGCAAGGUCUUAUGGCAACAUUGCUCGGUUCAUCAACCACUUGUGUGAAGCCAAUCUCACCCCAGUCAAGGUCUUUAUUGACCACCAAGAUCUCACUUUCCCAAGGAUUGCACUUUUUGCCAACCGUGACAUAGAAGCUGAUGAGGAGCUCGG
Messenger RNA from Eriocheir sinensis (Chinese mitten crab), 5595 nucleotides. It is a transcript of the gene G9a, whose product is annotated as histone-lysine N-methyltransferase EHMT2-like. Lineage: Eukaryota; Metazoa; Arthropoda; Malacostraca; Decapoda; Varunidae. The record is from RefSeq and is a predicted model, not a curated record. Gene Ontology annotation, cellular component: nucleus. Gene Ontology annotation, molecular function: histone methyltransferase activity; p53 binding; zinc ion binding.